Metschnikowia bicuspidata var. bicuspidata NRRL YB-4993 is the source of this 2306-nucleotide messenger RNA. RefSeq lists its product as uncharacterized. The coding region runs from base 195 to 2120 and encodes 641 amino acids. The record is from RefSeq and is a predicted model, not a curated record. Gene Ontology annotation, biological process: actin filament depolymerization; positive regulation of actin filament depolymerization. Gene Ontology annotation, molecular function: actin filament binding. Lineage: Eukaryota; Fungi; Ascomycota; Pichiomycetes; Serinales; Metschnikowiaceae. The transcript has 2 exons. Gene Ontology annotation, cellular component: cortical actin cytoskeleton.
UUGACCUCCAUAGACACGAGGCACAUAGACUUUUAUUCCUUAGCACCCUGCCGCCGGCAAUCAGCAAACAUAACCCCCAGUCACAAAACUCAUUGAGAUGAUCGCGCAGACAAACGUGUUUCCGCCCCAGCCAGCAACCACGAGAGGCGCCUCGACGCUCCUCUCCUACGAUGCCGUGAACAACCGGAUCGCAUAUGCCGCCGGGAAAUCGGUCAUUGUCCGGUCCUUGGAUGCCGCGGCAUCACUCAAACCCACGCAUCACAAAACUCAUUGAGAUGAUCGCGCAGACAAACGUGUUUCCGCCCCAGCCAGCAACCACGAGAGGCGCCUCGACGCUCCUCUCCUACGAUGCCGUGAACAACCGGAUCGCAUAUGCCGCCGGGAAAUCGGUCAUUGUCCGGUCCUUGGAUGCCGCGGCAUCACUCAAACCCACGCAGUUCACAAAACAUACCGUCACGGCUACUGCUGCGGCGUUCAGUCCUUCGGGAAACUACAUUGCCUCCGGCGACGAGUCGGGCCACGUGAUCGUGUGGGACUCGGCUGUGUACAACAAAGAACACCCAUUCGAGCAGCCGGUCAUCAAGUCCGAGUUUGACGUGUUGGGUGGACCCAUCAGAUCCAUCGCCUGGGAUGCGGACAACGCCCGCAUCAUUGCCGUGGGCAGCGGCAAGGAGAAGUUUGGCCACUGCUUUACGUGGGAUUCCGGCAACUCAAUCGGCGAGAUCCAGGGCCACUCGGAAACAAUCAAUGCCGUGGACAUCAAGCCCCAGAGACCGUACAGGGCGGCCACUGUGGGCGACGACAAGUCCAUGGUUUUUUUCACAGGACCCCCCUUCAAGUUCGACAAAAGCUCGCGGAACCAUCACACAAAUGCCGCUCGGGCAGUCAAGUUCUCUCCUGACGGGAAGUGGCUCGUAAGUGUCGGGGCAGACCGUGUCAUUGUCUUGUACGAUGGAAAAACAGGUGACUUCAUAGAAAAAGUAGAGAAGGCACAUGAAGGUGGAAUUGCCGCCGUGGCGUGGUUUCCCGACUCGGCCUCCUUUGUGACAGCCUCUGCGGACAACACGCUCAAGAGAUGGUGCCCUGAAGGGCUUUCUGAGAAGCAGAAGUACUCUGUCGCGUCGGAUACAUCUGUCGAGCACCAGCAGGUUGGUGUCCUCGUGACAAAAGACUACGUCUUGUCACUUUCUUUGAACGGCGAAAUAAAUCUUUUUCCGCAUGACGGAAGCUCCCCGCCAGAAGUGAUUUGUGGCCACCAGAAAUCAUUAACCAAAAUCCUCGUGGAUGGAGAAUCCUUGGUCACUGGAGGCUCGGAUGGCACUUUGUUCGAGCGAACAGUCACCGGCAGGGAGGUGACUUCUCUUCCCGUGCCAUUCGCAAAGAACGAAGCACACUCGAACUACGUGGCGAGUAUCAAGAAAAUUGAUGACAUGACUGUAACCACAGGUUGGGACGAUAAACUCAAGUCAUGGAAGGAAGGCGAACUAGUCAACACUACGGACCUAGAAAGCCAACCGAAGAGCGUGGCUAUUGCCAAGAACAUUGUGGUUUUGCUUGAAAGUAAACUCCAGGUCUUUGACAACUCGCUCAGUCUCUUGGCAGAGCAGGAGCUCAAGUUCGUUGCCUCUUGUGUCGAUUCCGUUCCAGGGUCAAACCUUGCGUAUGUGACCAAUGAGACAGACAAGAGACUUGAGGUCUUCGAGGUAGAUGGACAGGUCAAGCAUGUGCACUCGUACCCUACGUUGAGAGCUGCUCCCAAUCUUGCAAAAGUCUCGCCAAACGGAGAAUAUGUUGCCGUCGCCGAGACAACAGGCAAGUACACCCUAUACAGCACGAAAGAUCAGACUGCCUUCACCACAAGGUGGGCAUUCCAUAGCAGCAGAGUCAAUGGCGCCGCAUGGACUGCUGACUCCAAGUUCUUGGUGAGUGGAGGGUUGGAUUGUGGUAUCUACGUCUACUCUGUGGCCAGGCCAUCGAAGGUGUUGAAGACGCAGUUGACGCAUCAGACUGGAGUGUCGGACUUGGCAUGGUUGAAGUACGCCGAUGCGAAAGGAUCUUUCGCGAGCGUCGGGCUUGACGGGGUGACCAAGACGUGGGAUGUUGAUUUCAGCGCAUACUAGAUUGGCGGAAGUCCUGGCCCGAGACUCUGACUGCAGAUCUUCUAACUUGAGUUUAUACAAAUGUAUUACAAGAGAACGAAGUGGUGAGCAGAGGAAAGUGAAUGUCAAUUCUUUGAGCCGGAUGAGCGAGCUCUGUUAAAAGAUGGUGUGUUCCAUGCAACAUAUUCUGUUCAGGAAAAUGGCACG